Messenger RNA from Knipowitschia caucasica, 1215 nucleotides. The record is from the annotation of a GenBank genome assembly. Lineage: Eukaryota; Metazoa; Chordata; Actinopteri; Gobiiformes; Gobiidae.
AUGAACCUGGACUCGCUGGACCCUCACUCAGGCUUCAGGGAGCUGCUGCGGCGGGGGGCCACUGUGGACCAUAUGACCCCAGACUUCCCCAGUCUGUCGUACCCAAACUACUACAGUCUAAUGACAGGGCGACACUGUGAGUCGCACCACAUGACGGGGAACUACAUGUGGGACGAGCGCUCGGACAAACACUUCCUGAUCGGGAUAAACCCCGACAGCAGACUCCCCCUGUGGUGGGAGGGGGCGGAGCCUCUGUGGGUCACUGCCCAGAGGCAGGGCAAGAGGGUCCACAUGUACUACUGGCCAGGUUGUGAGGUGGAGAUCCUGGGAGUGAGACCACAAAUAUGUGAAGAAUAUUACUACAACCCGUCGGUCCAGAACUUCACAGAGUCUCUGAGAAGAUCCGUGGACGCUCUCAGUUCUGGGGACGCUGACCUGGCAGCUGUGUACUAUGAGAAGAUGGACGUGGAGGGACAUCACUUUGGACCAGAGUCUCCUGAGGUCCGACGGUCUCUGCAGGAGCUGGACCGAGCCCUGGGGACACUCUGUCAGAGACUCACGGACAAAGGUCUGUGGGAGCAGCUGAACGUCAUGAUGUUCUCAGACCAUGGAAUGACCCGUGUGCAGUGGGAGGACAGAGUCAUCGAGCUGGACAGGCUCAUCAACAUGUCCCACAUCCUCAAGAUGAUGGACAGGGGCCCCGUGGUCAGUCUGUGGCCCCUGAAGGACAAGUUCCAGCAGGUGUCUGCUGCUCUGGAGCAUGUCCCUCACAUGCAGACCUACACUAAGGCAGGUUUCCCAGAGCGCUUCCAUUACGGCAGGGGGCGUUUCGUGUCUCCUCUAACGCUCGUGGCCGAGCCGGGCUGGUUCAUCGUUCAGAACAAGAGCGUGCUGCCGUACUGGAGGAACGAGAGCGAGGGCCCAGCGCGCGGCUGGCAGCGCGGCUGGCACGGCUACGACAACCAGCACCGGGACAUGGGCGGCUUCUUCCUGGCAGCGGGACCCGAUUUCAAAGAGAACGUAAGCGCAGCCCCCAUACUCUCCGUGGAUGUGUACAACCUGAUGUGCCGGACGCUCGGAGUAGAGCCGCUGCCCAACAAUGGCUCGUGGUCCCGGGUGGAGGCCCUGCUGAGCUCCGCGGGGCCCCUGAGAACAGCAGGGCCCAUGAGGUGGUGGAUCCUGUGCUCUGUGCUGCUGCUGAUGGACAGGUGCUGA